Molecule: messenger RNA, 460 nt
Organism: Mycetomoellerius zeteki
Lineage: Eukaryota; Metazoa; Arthropoda; Insecta; Hymenoptera; Formicidae
Product: venom allergen 5 2
Exons: 3
Coding region: 41-460 (139 amino acids)
Source: RefSeq, a predicted model, not a curated record
GCUGACGCGUGUGACUAAUCUCACGAAUGGAUUGGCGACGAUGAGGUUUAACCGGAGGACAGCCCGUAUCUUUUGCCUCUUAUCUUUUCUCACGCAUUACAGUGACGGUGAAGCGAGAGGAAGGAUGACAAUUACAGAUCGCGAGAGUAGAAAUUAUUGCCGCAUUUACCCCGAUCACACCAUGUGCUUAUUUCCUUCUGACUGCGAGAGCGCGAAUUGCAUCGAUAUGGUGAACAACGACCUCGAUGAGGAGGACAUCGAGGAGGUGCUCGAGAGUCAUAAUCAUUAUCGCGUUGUCAUUGCGAACGGCAAGGAGAGUCGUGGAAAUCCCGGGCCGCAGCCCGCCGCAAGGACCAUGAUGGAAUUGAUCUGGGACGACGAACUUGCCGUUAUAGCUCGUCGAUGGGCGCUGCAGUGCAAGCUCUUCGAGAAGGAUCAGUGCCGAGAUGUUGGCAAGUAA